Messenger RNA from Cyphomyrmex costatus, 1079 nucleotides. It is a transcript of the gene mRpL18, whose product is annotated as mitochondrial ribosomal protein L18. Gene Ontology annotation, molecular function: 5S rRNA binding; structural constituent of ribosome. NCBI's taxonomy places the organism in Eukaryota, Metazoa, Arthropoda, Insecta, Hymenoptera, Formicidae. Gene Ontology annotation, cellular component: mitochondrion; ribosome. The transcript is spliced from 3 exons. The record is from RefSeq and is a predicted model, not a curated record. Bases 135 to 674 code for a protein of 179 amino acids. Gene Ontology annotation, biological process: translation.
GUAAAGUGGAAUCUAACCUAGACUUCCUUUCUGAAAGAAAAUAAAAACACUCGAGCAAUUUAACUCGGAAGCCGAGUGCCGAGAUUUGAGCAAUUUGAGUAGCAAGAACACAAAAAAUAACAAGUGUUCCAAAAAUGUAUUCAACGAAUGCACGUGUCGGUAUCGCUCGUGCGUUUCACGUGCAUCGGGGACUGCACGAUAACGCGAAAUUGAUCGAGGAGUGCACGGAGAUCGUGAACCGAAAUCCGCGAAAUUUAGAACGGUUGAGGAUAGCGAGGAAACCCGAUGGUUAUCGUUUAAACAAACCUGGGCAUACGUACUGGCACAAGUUGUUCUUGAUUAAAAAGCCACGUCAUAUUGUGGCUGAAGUCCGUCACUUUGAGAAUGGACCUGUUGUUUCAGCUUCCAGUGCAGAAUGGGCAUUGAAGAAGCAAUUAUAUCGGACAACUGACAGUUCAGCUUAUAUUAAUAUAGGACGAGUGUUGGCUCAGCGUUGCCUAGAGGCUGGGAUCUGUGAAAUGAAGGUUGAUAGUGCAUUAAUUGGAGACAAAUGUGAAUUAUUGAUUAAAGAAUUAGAAAAAAAUAACAUCAUUUUAACUGAACCAUUAGUGUACAAGUAUCCAAAUUCUUGGGAUAGAUACCGACCAGAAAAACCAUGGGAGAUACACGAAUAGUUUGUAUAAUAAUAUGAACAGAUUGUGAAGUGCAAAGUAAACAACAAAGUGUACAUAUAAAUACUAUAUGCGAUGCAGCCAUAAUACAUGUUUUUUUCUCAAUAAAGUAAAGCUUGGUGGUUGAUAUAAGAUAUUUUAUUAUCUUUAUAUCUAUCCAUUGUGAAAUACCGAGGUUUGUACAAUACAGUAUCUAGGAAUAAAAAUAAAUAAUUGUAUCGCUGUUAAAUAAAUGUCUAGUCUACUAGAGAUACAACGCCGUGACUUAAAAACUAUGUUAUUGCUUAAGGCAAGUACAUUCCAUCAGAUGUGGUUUGCAAUGCAAAUGGAAUGUUGUUACGUGAUUCUUAUCAUAAUGACUAUAAUAGAAAAUUAAGUUAAAUUAGGUAUACAUACAUAUACAAAUAA